GCCCAAUACGUCAUUAAAUAGUUAGGAAUUUUUAAACAUUGGUUUAGAGCUAAGCUAAGCGCAGUCAAGUUGCACCGCGUUGGUUCCCUCGUCGCCAUUUGCUUCAAAUCGCCGUCGCUUUCAUCAAGAUCUUCCUCAACACCUCCAAGAAAACCGACCAACCGGCGAUCGAUAUGGGCGGAGCUCAGGCCAUCAAACGGAUCCCCCGCAUCAAGUUCCCUAAACGACAUCCCAGCUCCUCUGGUUCUACUUCCAAGACUCCAUCAAGCAAUGGAGGGGAUGAUCAUAUUUUCUUCUCCUCUUUAGAAAAAGAUGCCUCCAAAACUGUUGGAGGAAAAGCCUCUCUUCAGCCUAAAAGGAUACCCUUGUCCAAUGAGGAGAUUGAGGCUAUUUUGUUGGGUGGCUGCAUCUGAUGAGCUUUGAGAGUGAAUGAUACAUACUAUGGUUGUGGUUAUUCUUUUCUUCCUUCUCAAGUUAUAAGUUUUCAUUUUUGUACUUCGAAUCAUAUCAUGUCAUUACAUUUUGGACUUUCUAUAUGUUAAAGUAAUGCUUGAUUUAAAUAUUCUUUAAUAAGAGGAAACUUUAUACAUCUCAUUCAAGUCAAAUGCCAGCUUUGAAGACUCAA
Messenger RNA from Cucumis melo (muskmelon), 625 nucleotides. RefSeq lists its product as uncharacterized. Bases 174 to 413 code for a protein of 79 amino acids. The transcript is spliced from 4 exons. Lineage: Eukaryota; Viridiplantae; Streptophyta; Magnoliopsida; Cucurbitales; Cucurbitaceae. The record is from RefSeq and is a predicted model, not a curated record.